AUGCCUCGCAAAGCAGUCUACGGCAAGCCGUCACAUCUAUACUCCAGCUUCAGUAGCUUUCAAAGUCCUGUCAAGCAACGAAAAAGGAACCGANCUUCAUUUGAGGUCAUCGAAGUUGCCGAAGAGCUUUCACGGCUGACGGUCCAAACAAAAUUCCCGACCAAUGAUCAUAAUGAUGAUGAAAUCAUUUGUGCGCGUGAGGCGCUCUGCGAGAGAAUCGCAAACACCGAGAGACCUGUCAAACUGUCUCGCCAAAGGACAACGAGCAGCGAAUCUGUGACCAGUACUGGAUCCAUCUCACCAAGAGACCGAAAGACGAAAAAUGGAAAACCCAAGAAGAGUCAGUCAGAAAAGCGACCAAGAAACAACAUUCGCGAAGAGCCACAGCUUACAUCCUCGGACAUGUUGACCGAACCUGCUGCAGAGGAGCACCAAACAGCUGAAGUCGCACCACCGUCUGAGGAGGCAGAACCAACACAAGUACAUUCUAUCGAAGCUGACUUGGCCGCUCUGGAAAUAUCAACACCACGCAUCUCCAACGUCUUCACCAAACACGCCGCAUCACUAUUAUCGCUCUCUUCUCAGGAUCUGACCUCGUUUUCUGCCUGGUCCGACCAACUAUCUUCGCAUUUUGCAGUUACCAAAAUCGCCGAAGCAUCUUUCGGUGAAGUCUACCGUCUCUCGCUCCUCAAAGCGCAUUCAGCCUUGAGUAAGACGGACGAGUCGGUACUUAAGAUUAUUGCUCUUAAGCCUCCAACAUCCACCAAAAGGAAGAUGACCAAGGCUGCUAAGAAGAGAACCGAGAUGAUGAGCGAUCCCGAAGAUGUUGCUGCCGAAGUCCGCCUCAUGCAGCGUAUGACAUGCACACCUGGUUUUACCAACUUCCGUGAAAUUUGUGUGCUACAAGGUCGUCCUGGAGAUGCUUUUGCGGCAGCUUGGUCGUCAUGGAACGAUUCUCAAGAGGCCAAGGGCAAGGAGGUUAGCGUGUUCCCUGACCCUAGCAAGAAAGCGAGUUACUCUGAAGAUCAGCUGUGGGCUGUCAUCGAGAUGCAAGACGCCGGCACUGAUCUCGAGAACACGAAAGUCGCAAACGUUUGGCUUGCUUGGGACAUCUUCUGGGGAGUUGUGCUAGCAUUAGGCAAAGGAGAGGAGGCGGCCAGAUUUGAGCACAGAGAUUUGCACAUGGGUAACAUUUGUGUAUCUGGUCUCAAUAAUGCUGCACAUCGUGGUGAAGCAGACUAUGUUCCAGCAAGCUCAAGCAAGAAGCUCGACUUCACUGGCAUCGAAACAACGCUCAUCGAUUACACCAUCUCGCGAGCAGAAAUGGGCAUCACGGAAGACGAUGAGGAUGUUGCCUACCUCGACCUCGAAAGAGAUCUCUCUCUUUUUGAAGGUGAUGCCGAGGAGGAGUACCAGUAUGAGAUGUACCGAUACAUGCGUUCUGCUAUGUAUCUGGGCGAGCCUCUGGGUGAUCUUUGGGAGAGAUGGGAUGAGGCUGAAGAGUCUGGAAGAACUUGGAAAGGAUAUCACCCGCAGACAAAUCUCGUGUGGCUACACUUUGUACUGCACAAGCUUGCUGAGCAGAUCGAAUGGCCCAGCUCGGGUAAUUGCAUUCAGGACGAGGAAGCAGCGCAAAGGGCAGUAGAGCUUGAGGCAGCGCUACUCAAAGUGAAUCAGCUACUGGAUCCCGAGGAGAUGCCCAAGACUGGGCUCGGAUGCGCCAGUGAUCUGGUCGUUCUCGCUCUUGACGAAGGGUGGCUGGAGAAGGAGGACGUUCAAGGCAGGGAAGCUGGGUCAACGACAAAAACGACAAAGCGCAAAGCAAAGACCACACGGUCGAGGAGAAAGCAGUGA
Messenger RNA from Aureobasidium musti, 1854 nucleotides. Lineage: Eukaryota; Fungi; Ascomycota; Dothideomycetes; Dothideales; Saccotheciaceae. The record is from the annotation of a GenBank genome assembly.